This is a messenger RNA of Echinops telfairi (small Madagascar hedgehog), 1163 nucleotides long. It is a transcript of the gene TMED7, whose product is annotated as transmembrane p24 trafficking protein 7. The transcript is spliced from 3 exons. The record is from RefSeq and is a predicted model, not a curated record. Lineage: Eukaryota; Metazoa; Chordata; Mammalia; Afrosoricida; Tenrecidae. Gene Ontology annotation, biological process: intracellular protein transport; Golgi organization; endoplasmic reticulum to Golgi vesicle-mediated transport. Gene Ontology annotation, cellular component: Golgi apparatus; endoplasmic reticulum-Golgi intermediate compartment; COPII-coated ER to Golgi transport vesicle. The coding region runs from base 309 to 986 and encodes 225 amino acids.
CAGAAACACUCGUCCCCACUUCCGGCCGCCUCGGACCCUUUCCGCUUGCUCUCUGCCGGCUUUAUCUUCGCGGUUCUAGUGGUUCCCGGCCCUCUACCCGGACCCCCUGCACGACCCUCCUCCCAUCCCGGUAGCUCUCUCUUCAUCCCAGUCUCCUGGGGACGCGGAGCGGCUCUGCCCAUUCUGCGGUGCGUUCUCUGCAGGGAGGCCCAGACUCAGGCCUGUCGCGCGCGGUGACUGCCGCGCAUACCUGACCCCGCGUCUCCCAGCAGCUUCGUGGAGGCCGCCGCCGCCGCCGCCGCCUCGGGAUGUCGGGGUUAGGGUCCGCGCACCGCUUGGCGGUCGCCGCGGGCCGUUGGUGGGGCUGCAGACUGCUAGCGUUGCUGCUGCUGGUUCCGGGGCCCGGCGGAGCCUCUGAGAUCACCUUCGAACUGCCCGACAACGCCAAGCAGUGCUUCUACGAGGACAUCACACAGGGCACCAAGUGCACCCUCGAGUUCCAGGUGAUCACUGGAGGUCACUAUGAUGUAGAUUGUCGAUUAGAAGAUCCUGAUGGUAACGUGUUAUACAAGGAGAUGAAGAAACAGUAUGAUAGUUUUACCUUCACAGCCACCAAAAAUGGGACAUACAAAUUUUGCUUCAGCAAUGAGUUUUCUACUUUUACACACAAAACCGUAUAUUUUGAUUUUCAAGUUGGAGAAGAUCCACCUUUGUUUCCUAGUGAGAAUCGAGUCAGUGCUCUUACACAGAUGGAAUCUGCCUGUGUUUCAAUUCAUGAAGCGCUGAAGUCUGUCAUCGACUAUCAGACUCAUUUCCGACUGAGAGAAGCUCAAGGCCGAAGCCGAGCAGAAGAUCUAAAUACAAGAGUGGCCUAUUGGUCAGUAGGAGAAGCCCUCAUUCUUUUGGUGGUUAGCAUAGGGCAGGUGUUUCUUCUGAAAAGCUUUUUCUCAGAUAAAAGAACCACCACAACUCGUGUUGGAUCAUAACUACAUUUUGAGAAUUGAUGCACUAUUGCCACUGUAAUAUUGCUGUCCUCUAGUUGAUUUUAAAUACCCAAGAACUUAAUAUUGGCAACAUUUUAAAAAUCUUACUCAUAUACUUGUUGGGGAUACAUAUAAUGUGCAUCCCUAAACUGUGGAAAGGACACCUUUUUGUUUGUUUGU